UCCUUCUAUUUGUGUUGGUAUAAUCGCUAUCGCUCAGAACUCCCUGUCCCCCACGAAACCACCCUCCUCGUCUUCGGUUCGUCCGCCCGCAUCUUUGCGAAAAGCCUCGGCAAAGUGCGAACCCCGUUGUUUUCCCUCUUCCUUCCUUCUUGUUCCAUGCACAUGUACUAAUUAAUCUUCUCCCUCUCUCUGGAAAACCUCCAUGGCCUUGCCUGUACUAUAUACUCUAUUAUUCACAUUCUCCCGCUUUCGCCAAUAAGCUAGAGAUCUCAGCUUGGUUCUUGUCCUUAUCGCUCUGUAAAUGGCAAAUACAUCUGGUUUAUUCUCGCCCACAGUUCCGAGCCUGAGAAAGAGAAUUCCUCCGUCUAUUGGCGUUUAUCGCUUUUCGUUUUGCCCUUCUGAGCGAUUCUCCAAAAGGAUAUUCUGCUCUAGCAUUAUUGAAGGUCCAGAGAAGCUCGGUUCUGGUGUUUCCCCUUCUGAAUCUCGAGUUCCCAAGCUUGUCAGUAGAGGCUGCAAACUGGUUGGAUGUGGCUCUGCAGUUCCAAAGCUUCAAGUGUCCAAUGAUGAUCUAGCAAAAAUUGUUGAUACUUCAGACGAAUGGAUAUCUGUUCGAACUGGGAUUCGUAAUCGACGUGUUCUAACAGGCAAAGAUAAUUUGACAACCCUGGCUAUAGAGGCAUCCAGAAAAGCACUUCAGAUGGCAGAGGUUGAUCCUGAUGAGGUAGACCUAGUCUUAUUGUGUACAUCAACUCCAGAGGAUCUGUUUGGCAGUGCUCCUCAGAUUCAAAAGGCACUUGGCUGCAAAAGUAAUCCACUGGCUUAUGAUAUUACAGCAGCCUGUAGUGGGUUUGUGUUGGGUCUAGUUUCUGCUGCCUGUUAUAUUAGGGGAGGUGGCUUCAAUAAUGUUCUUGUUAUUGGUGCUGAUGCUCUUUCUCGUUAUGUUGAUUGGACUGAUAGAGGGACCUGUAUUCUCUUUGGGGAUGCUGCUGGUGCAAUAGUAGUACAGGCCUGUGAUAGUGAGGAGGAUGGUUUAUUUGGUUUUGACUUGCAUAGUGAUGGUGACGGCCAAAGGCACUUAAAUGCCACCAUUCAAGAAAAUGAAAUUGAUCAAGCUUUGGGUUCUAACGGUUCAGUGUUAGGCUUUCCUCCCGUACCCCCCUCUUAUUCCUGCAUCCAGAUGAAUGGUAAGGAAGUCUUUCGCUUUGCUGUUCGGUGUGUCCCACAGUCGAUAGAAUCUGCCCUCGAAAAGGCUGGUCUUGCAACGUCUAGCAUUGAUUGGCUACUGCUGCAUCAGGCAAACCAAAGGAUCAUCGAUGCAGUUGCAACGCGAUUAGAAGUCCCACCUGAGCGGGUCAUAUCAAAUUUGGCAAACUAUGGCAACACAAGUGCAGCAUCGAUUCCAUUGGCAUUGGAUGAAGCGGUGCGAGGAGGGAAGGUGCAACCGGGCCAUACUAUUGCAGCUGCAGGUUUCGGGGCUGGUCUGACUUGGGGUUCUGCCAUUAUUAGAUGGGGAUGAAAUCCCCACCUCUUCCAGCACUAGUAAGUACAGAAGAAGCAAGUAUGAUGCAAAAAUGUAGGGAUCCCCCGUUUCACCCAGUUACUCAGCCUCCUCCAGCUUUCUUUUGGGAGCUCAGAUUUUUUUACCAUUGAACCUCUGCAUCAUCAAUAAAUAUUAUUCUUUUUCCAAGUUUUGUAUUUUUUAUGUAGUUGAGAUGAUUGAUGAGUUAAAUUUCAUAUAACUAAACCGUAUUUAGUGGGAUUAAAGCUUCAUGAUGACGGUGAUAGUUGCAGCGGCAUUUGUGGGUUUACAGUCUCUGGUUGGUACUUGGGCUGGUGAAGGUCAUGUUUGCCUGGUAAAACUAAGCGAAUUUUCUCAUACUAGCUGCCUUGGAAAGUCUUAAAUUGAUAAUAUGGUAAUUGUGACUCAAAAUUUUAAUUUA
Molecule: messenger RNA, 1940 nt
Organism: Diospyros lotus (date-plum)
Lineage: Eukaryota; Viridiplantae; Streptophyta; Magnoliopsida; Ericales; Ebenaceae
Product: beta-ketoacyl-[acyl-carrier-protein] synthase III A, chloroplastic
Exons: 8
Coding region: 302-1516 (404 amino acids)
Biological process (GO): fatty acid biosynthetic process
Cellular component (GO): chloroplast
Molecular function (GO): 3-oxoacyl-[acyl-carrier-protein] synthase activity
Source: RefSeq, a predicted model, not a curated record